UGCUCGCGCAUGGAUUUCGGCUGGAUUUGUGCCGUCUGACAUGGAUGGCCCGAGGCUCGCCGAGUCGGAAGCCUGUUCCUUGGUGCAGUGAGAAGGAAGGACACGCGGCGCUUUUCUGGAAACGGAUGCGGGACGCGAGCGCGCGACUCCUCCGUAACCAUGCCGUGAUCUCUGAGCGCUGGUCUUCACCCCUCCUAGACGACUAAAGAGCAAAUCUGCGGGGAGUUUUGCAAUCCAAAGGAAUUAAAACGAUGUACAUUGCAGGCAUCAUGAAGAUUACCUCCCCGUUGAUAACUCAUGCGAGCUUCAGGCGAUCCGUCAAGAUCCUUCUGCUGCUUCUGUUAUGUGUGGGAUACUCUCGCGGGAUGCCACAUGUUUUAAGAUUCGGGGGGAUAUUUGAAUCCAUUGAAACUGGGCCAUCUGGUGCUGAGGAACUAGCCUUUAAAUUUGCUUUAAAUACAAUCAACAGAAACAGAACCCUACUGCCGAACACAACACUAACAUAUGACAUCCAAAGGAUAAACAUCCAUGACAGUUUUGAGGCUUCCAGAAAAGCCUGUGAUCAACUCUCUCUGGGAGUGGCAGCUAUUUUCGGCCCCUCUCACAGUUCUUCAGCCAAUGCAGUCCAGUCCAUCUGCAACGCACUGGGGGUGCCACACAUCCAGACCAAAUGGAAGCACCAAGUGUCAGACAACCGUGACUCAUUCUAUGUCAGCCUCUACCCAGACUUCUCCUCCCUCAGCAGGGCCAUCCUAGACCUGGUGCACUUUUUCAAGUGGAGGAUGGUCACAGUGGUGUAUGAUGACAGCACAGGUCUUAUCCGGUUACAGGAGCUCAUUAAGGCACCCUCUCGUUACAAUAUCCGGUUAAAAAUCCGACAGCUGCCAGCAGAGACAAAAGACACCAAGCCACUUCUUAAGGAGAUGAAGCGAGGGAAAGAGUUCCAUGUGAUCUUUGAUUGUGGACAUGAGAUGGCUGCUACCAUUCUUAAACAGGCUCUUGCUAUGGGGAUGAUGACAGAGUACUACCACUAUAUUUUUACUACACUGGAUCUGUUUGCGCUGGACGUCGAGCCUUACCGCUACAGUGGGGUGAACAUGUCAGGGUUCCGUAUUUUAAACACAGAGAACAGCCAAGUGUCCUCCAUCAUUGAAAAGUGGUCCAUGGAGCGCCUUCAAGCACCUCCCAAACCUGAUUCUGGCUUACUAGAUGGCUUUAUGACGACGGAUGCAGCACUGAUGUACGACGCAGUGCAUGUGGUGGCCGUAGCUGUGCAGCAGUCUCCACAGAUCACAGUCAGCUCUCUCCAGUGUAACCGGCACAAACCCUGGCGCUUUGGUAACCGCUUCAUGACGCUCAUCAAAGAGGCCCACUGGGAUGGUUUGACCGGACGGAUAAAUUUCAACAAAACCAAUGGCUUAAGGACAGAUUUCGAUCUGGAUGUGAUCAGCCUGAAGGAGGAAGGACUGGAGAAGAUUGGAACAUGGGACCCUGUAAGUGGCCUGAACAUGACUGAAAAUCAGAAGGGAAAGAUGUCAAACAUCACAGACUCACUCACCAACAGGACACUAUAUGUGUCUACAAUACUGGAGGAGCCCUAUGUGAUGUUCAAGAAGUCAGACAAGCCUCUGCAUGGCAAUGAUCGUUUCGAGGGAUACUGCAUCGACCUGCUGCGGGAGCUUGCCCACAUUCUGGGCUUCAUCUAUGAGGUGCGGCUGGUCGAGGACGGCAAGUACGGAGCGCAGGAGGAGAGCACGGGCCAGUGGAAUGGCCUGGUGCGCGAGCUCAUGGACCAUAAAGCUGAUCUUGCAGUGGCUCCCCUAGCCAUCACCUACGUGCGGGAGAAAGUCAUCGAUUUCUCCAAGCCAUUCAUGACCCUGGGGAUAAGUAUUCUGUACCGCAAACCCAACGGCACCAACCCAGGGGUGUUCUCCUUCCUCAACCCUCUUUCCCCCGACAUCUGGAUGUAUAUUCUGCUGGCUUACUUGGGUGUCAGUUGUGUGCUGUUUGUCAUAGCCAGGUUUAGCCCCUACGAAUGGUAUAACCCCCACCCAUGCAACCCCGACUCGGACGUGGUGGAAAACAAUUUCACCCUGCUAAAUAGUUUCUGGUUCGGAGUUGGAGCUCUCAUGCAACAAGGAUCUGAGCUCAUGCCCAAAGCCCUUUCCACCAGGAUAGUAGGAGGUAUCUGGUGGUUUUUCACCCUCAUCAUCAUCUCCUCCUACACGGCUAACUUGGCCGCUUUCCUCACAGUGGAGAGGAUGGAAUCUCCCAUUGAUUCAGCCGAUGACCUGGCCAAACAGACCAAAAUUGAGUAUGGUGUGGUGGAGGAUGGCUCCACAAUGACCUUCUUUAAAAAAACAAAGAUCUCCACAUACGACAAGAUGUGGGAGUUCAUGAGCAGUCGGAGGCAUUCAGUCAUGGUGAAGAGUGUGGAGGAGGGCAUUCAACGGGUGCUUACCUCCGAUUACGCCUUCCUCAUGGAGUCCACCACAAUCGAGUACGUCACCCAGCGCAACUGCAAUCUCACGCAGAUAGGCGGCCUCAUUGACUCCAAAUCCUAUGGUGUUGGUACUCCUAUGGGCUCUCCAUACCGAGAUAAGAUCACCAUAGCAAUCCUGCAGCUCCAAGAAGAAGGGAAGCUGCACAUGAUGAAGGAGAAAUGGUGGAGAGGGAAUGGCUGCCCGGAGGAAGAGAGUAAAGAGGCCAGUGCCCUGGGUGUGCAGAACAUUGGAGGAAUCUUCAUUGUUCUGGCUGCUGGACUUGUUCUCUCUGUCUUUGUGGCAGUCGGGGAGUUCCUCUAUAAGUCUAAACAAAACGCACAACUUGAAAAGAGGUCCUUCUGCAGUGCUAUGAUGGAGGAGCUGCGAGUGUCCCUCAAGUGCCAGCGCCGGCUCAAACACAAGCCUCAGCCGCCUGUCAUGGUCAAAACGGAGGAAGUCAUCAACAUGCACACCUUCAAUGACCGGAGAUUACCAGGCAAAGAGACCAUGGCAUAAAGCAGACAUUUGUUCUCUCUCUUUUUAAAGACAGAAGUGGAAAAAAGAAGAGUCAUAGAGCAGGGCGAUAGCAACAUUUAUACAUGGGGGUGGGAGAUUAGGAACAUGAUUGUUCAGUGUUAAAUGUCAUUAUUGUUUUAAAACAAUUAGAUAUUUGGGGGGAAAAAGAAACUGCAAAAUAUUUCCUGUGGAAAUAACUUGAUUUUGGGCAAAAUUAAAGUGAGUUACCUCAUCACUCCU
Molecule: messenger RNA, 3239 nt
Organism: Ictalurus furcatus (blue catfish)
Lineage: Eukaryota; Metazoa; Chordata; Actinopteri; Siluriformes; Ictaluridae
Gene: grik2
Product: glutamate receptor, ionotropic, kainate 2
Exons: 16
Coding region: 252-2999 (915 amino acids)
Biological process (GO): synaptic transmission, glutamatergic; modulation of chemical synaptic transmission; monoatomic ion transport
Cellular component (GO): plasma membrane; presynaptic membrane; postsynaptic membrane
Molecular function (GO): transmitter-gated monoatomic ion channel activity involved in regulation of postsynaptic membrane potential; kainate selective glutamate receptor activity
Source: RefSeq, a predicted model, not a curated record